This is a messenger RNA of Schistocerca serialis cubense, 1182 nucleotides long. RefSeq lists its product as uncharacterized. Bases 1 to 1182 code for a protein of 393 amino acids. The transcript has a single exon. NCBI's taxonomy places the organism in Eukaryota, Metazoa, Arthropoda, Insecta, Orthoptera, Acrididae. Gene Ontology annotation, cellular component: nucleus. The record is from RefSeq and is a predicted model, not a curated record. Gene Ontology annotation, molecular function: DNA binding.
AUGUCUGUAAGACAAGCAGCUGAUAAGUAUGGUGUCCCCAAGAGCUCUAUUCAGAGAUGGGUAUCAUCAGCAAAAGACUCUCCUCCCAAGAAAUCCGGUGGCCAAAUUUCUCUCAGUUCUCGUGAGGAAGACCUCAUAGUAAAUAAUUUGGUAACUGCGAGUGAGUGGGGUUUUCCCUUGACUUCAAUGGAUAUUAGAGUAAUUGUCAAACAAUAUCUAGACAGGCUGGGAAAAAGAGUGAAAAAGUUUAACAACAACCUUCCAGGACAGGACUGGAUUGUGUCUUUCCUAAAAACACCCAAGCAAAUUCUGUCUGAGCGAUGUUGUAUGAAUAUCAAAAAAGUGCGUGCUGGAAUUGACCAAACAAUGAUGCAAGAAUAUUUUUCUGAACUUGAAAAAAGUUUAGAUGGCAUUUCUCCUGAAGCAAUAAUCAAUUAUGAUGAAACCAACAUUACUGACGAUCCUGGAGUUAAAAGGGUCAUUGGCCGAAGAGGAUCAAAACAUGUGUACCGUAUAAUGGACAGUUCAAAAAGUAGUAUUAGUGUCAUGUUCUGUGGCACAGCUAGUGGUGAGCUGCUUUUACCUUAUGUAGUUUAUGGUGAAUCGCAUGUGUAUGAUACUUGGAGGCAGGGUGGCUCGAAAGGUGCACUUUAUGGAUGUUCAAAAACUUCCUCGUUUAAUGAAAUUAUAUUUUCAGAUUGGUUCGAAGGAAUCAUACUUCCAUAUGUGAAAAAGCUGCCCAAAGAAGUGCCGAAGGCUGUAACAGGAGAUAACUUGUCCAGUCAUAUCUCCAUAAAUGUUUUACAGAAGUGCAGGGAGCAUAACAUUAAAUUUAUAUUACUGCCACCCAAUUCAACACAUCUGUGCCAACCUCUCGACGUGGCUUACUUCCGUCCACUGAAGGCUGAGUGGUGCAAAGUUUUAGAAGAAUGGAAGCUGAAGAAUCGGGGUCCUAUUAUGAAGGACAAAUUUCCUGCAGCACUGAAGAAGACGCUUAACAUUAUGAAUUACAAUAACCAAACAAGACACAACAUAAAAGCCAGAUUCAAGAAAACUGGAAUUUUUCCAUUCGAUUCACAACAGGUCUUGAAACUCAUUCCCAAAACUACUGAAAAUGAAGGUGACUCUCAAACACUGGACAAUAAAUUUCGUACAUUUUUGCAUGAAUUGUUCAGAAAGUAG